Messenger RNA from Macrobrachium nipponense, 3383 nucleotides. RefSeq names its product microtubule-associated serine/threonine-protein kinase 2-like. Gene Ontology annotation, molecular function: magnesium ion binding; ATP binding; protein serine/threonine kinase activity. The record is from RefSeq and is a predicted model, not a curated record. Gene Ontology annotation, biological process: peptidyl-serine phosphorylation; intracellular signal transduction. NCBI's taxonomy places the organism in Eukaryota, Metazoa, Arthropoda, Malacostraca, Decapoda, Palaemonidae.
GUACGAAUAAAAAAGAUUAAUUAAGAAAAAACCUGAACCACAAAAAACAAAAACCUGAACCACCAAAUUCCGACAUUUCACCUUGUUAAGCAACCUGCAGACUGACAUAAAGAAAAUGGGUGUUUUCUGCGAAGUUCCAAAUGUGUUCGAACCUGUGGAAACAACCACCUUGGAAUGGGUAUUCGAACACCUCUUCAGAUUUCGGCCAUACAGCCCAUACUCCUGUGGUCGGUACCAGCAGCCCUCAUGGGACGCCGCCCUCCUCUCCUUCCGCGGUGAUGGUGGUGGGCGGCCGGCCGUCCCCGGCACCCACCCCAGUGCUGGGUCCUCCGCCCAUCCGCGCCUACUAUGGGGGCACUUGGCAUCAGCAUUACUAUACUACCACACCUCAUCCUCCUCAUCCUAACCCCCACCAGCAGCAGCACCCCAGUUCCACCCCCGCCACUCCCAUGGCCGCCCAUACGCCCAUGUUGCCCCACGGGCCUUCUCCGUUGGUGCGGUCGGGAUCUGUGCCUGGUGAAGGAGGCGGGUCGAGUGUGACUGGGGAGGCUGACGAUCAACUGCCGCCCCUGAGACCUCCCCGAGCCACCGACGCUGAGUCAGUGGUUGCGGGUGUGGGUAUGACAGGGCGUGGGAUGUCCCGCUCAGUCUCAGACUCGACUCUUCGUCAGGCUGCCUCGAGGGCAGCCCUUCAUCUUCCCCUCCCUGUCACCUCUCUUAUGCAUUUCAAGAAGGAACUGAGUUUGGUUCGUCGUGGUAGUCGGGUGCCUCCUGGUCAGAGGAAGAGUUUCAUUGCAACAACUUCUCCAACCCUCCCACGAUGCCACUCACCCCUUAGUCAGAGUAGCCCUAUGGAAUCUCCUAGGAAUAUGUCCCCUCUGCAGCACUUUGCCUUUGCCCCAGUCAAGAGUCGAGAUGGCCGCCGUUGGUCUGUGGCAUCUCUUCCUUCCUCAGGAUAUGGAACCACUCCCGGAUCUUCUAACGUAUCUUCUCAGUGUUCAAGUCAGGAAAGGCUGCACCAAAUUGGAGCUGUGGCAGGAGCAAGUGGGGGUAGUGAAGCCCCUGGGCCUGGCACAGCUUCUGCCACUGGUUCUCCAGCUGUUGAGGAGCUUCGACAUUCCCACGUCCGUCAUUUCUCCUCAGGGGAGAGUAACCCAUCCAUCGAUGAAGAUGGCCGUCGCUCUCCCAUGAAUCGUCCUCGUUCACGGUCCCUCAGUCUGGCCUGGCUGUGCAUCUCCACACUUGAUAGUCCUAUUCGAUCUCCUGUGGUUGACAAUGAAAUUAUAAUGAUGAAUACAUUGUACAAAGAACGCUUCCCCAAGGCCACACAGCAGAUGGAAGAAAGAUUACUGACUUUCAUAGAGGACAAUAAAUCUUUAGAAGUACAGGGAAGUCCUGAUAUAGCGCAAGAUUCUGUAGCAAUUGCUCGUUUUGUACAUCACCAAGUUCUGGAAAUGGCUAAAGAUUGUCUUCAAAAGUCACAAGAAAAGUUGAUUACCAGCAGAUACUUCUAUGAACUGUCAGAGAACCUUGAGAAGCUUUUGUCAGAGACCCGAGAGAAAUCACCAGAUGCUGCAGCCCACUUGACAUCUCUGAUUAAAAAGCUAUUACUGAUAGUUUCAAGACCAGCAAGACUUCUUGAGUGUUUGGAGUUUGAUCCAGAAGAAUUUUAUCAUUUGCUUGAACAAGCAGAGGGUCAGGCAAGAACAAACCAAGGAAUCAAGACUGACAUCCCUCAGUAUAUUAUAACAAAACUGGGUCUCAACAGAGACCCCUUAGCAGAAUUGAGUGAUGAUCUGACAGUUGGCUGUCCCUUAGAAGAGAGCUUAUCUAGUGACAAGAGUGCAGCUGGCAGUGUCAGCAAAACUUCAUCUGAAUUUUCUCCUGAACAGUCUUCCACACCUUCUAAACCUACUCCUAAAGAGGAGGAGUAUGAAAAUGUCAAGCUUAUAUCUAAUGGAGCUUACGGAGCAGUGUACCUUGUUAGACACAAAAUUACUAAGGAGCGCUUUGCCAUGAAGAAGAUCAGCAAACACAAUCUCAUGCUGAGAAACCAGGUUGAGCAAGUCUUCAAUGAGAGAGAUAUCAUGAGUUUUACUGAUAAUCCUUUUGUGGUGUCGAUGAUCUGUAGCUUUGAGACCAAGCGUCAUUUAUGUCUUGUCAUGGAGUAUGUAGAAGGAGGAGAUUGUGCCACACUUCUGAAGAAUAUGGGUCCCUUGCCACCUGAGGUAUGGGGCAAAAAAUUCUACUUUUAUUUGGCAGAAGACAGUUCUUGGCAGAUAGUAGUACACUUGCACAGCUAUGGAAUUGUACAUAGGGAUUUAAAACCAGACAACUUAUUGAUAACUGCUCUUGGGCACAUUAAGCUCACUGACUUUGGUUUAAGUAAGAUGGGAUUAAUGUCCUUGGCAACUAACCUUUAUGAAGGGUACAUUGAUAAAGAGACCAGGCAGUUUUCAGAUAAGCAAGUGUUUGGCACACCCGAAUACAUUGCUCCAGAGGUUAUACUGAGGCAAGGAUAUGGAAAACCAGUUGAUUGGUGGGCUAUGGGAGUAAUAUUAUAUGAAUUUCUCAUUGGAUGUGUCCCAUUCUUUGGAGAUACACCAGAGGAACUUUUUGCUCAUACGGUAAAUGACGAUAUAGAAUGGCCAAGUGAAGAUGAAGGGAUGGUCCCAGAAGAAGCUAAAGACUUGAUCACUGCGUUACUGCACCACUCGCCCCUAGAUCGUUUAGGAACAGUUGGUGGGGCGUUGGAGGUUAAAGAACACAUAUUCUUCCUGAGUAUUGACUGGGAUUCUCUCUUAAGAAUGAAGGCAGAAUUUGUACCUCAGUUGGACCAUGAUGAAGAUACAAGUUACUUUGACACACGCCUUGAUCGUUACAAUCAUGAAUUGGAAGAAGACAGUGAAGAAGGGGGUGAGCCAGAAGGAGGAGCUUUCCCCUCAUUUUCCUCAUGUUCUCCAAGGUAUCACAGAAUUGCCAGUACACAUUCUACAGAUACACCAGAACUGAUUACGAGCUUCCAGACUGAACAGUCUAAUGAAACUCCACCCACGGAGGGUGAUGGAAGAGGUAGUGUGUCCAGAGGGGAUUCGGGGCAUAGUGACCAGUCUGAAUCCUCUCGUUCAACUCUUGAGUCAUCCACCAAUACUCCUGAUACAGAGAACAGAGAUCUUCCUGCAACCCCUGAUGUAACAAGAGGUAAGCUAGAAGGAGUUCCUGUUUGCCAGAGUACUCCUGAGUCAUCCCAGACAGAAAGUGAAGAUGUCUCACCUCAGGUCCAGAGAAGACGCCGACUUCACUCCCACUCAAAAGAGUCCUUACCAAGAUUUUCAAUAUCAGGGGAAGAAGAUUUAUUAAGGUAUUGAUUAAAACCAGUUUUU